CUGACGAUGGCAAAGAUGUAAUGUCGGUACUGUCAACUAUUGGCUAUACUAACCUAUCAAAAAUCGGAGAAGGAAGCUAUGGUACUGUAUUUAAAGCACUUACUCUAUCAACACCAGUAGCCAUUAAAAGUAUAAGAAUCUGCCGAUUGUCAGGUCCCGAUGGGAAACGAAAGACACCAACAAAGCCACUCAAGAAUGAAUUGGCCAUAUUAUCAACACUGGAUCACCCAAACAUUGUCAAACUUAUUAACUACUUUCACAUAAUCGACAAUAAAAAUAUGUUUACUCUGAUUAUUGUAAUGCAACUCGCGGAGGGAGGUUCGCUAUCCGAUUAUCUCAAAGUCAAUGGCCACUUUCCCGAGAAUAGGUGUCGGACAUUCAUUUCUCAACUCAUAAAUGCAUUAAUUUAUAUGAAAACUAAACAUAUUGCACAUCGAGAUCUGAAAUUAGCAAACAUCCUAUUGGACGCCAAACGUGAUAUACUAAUAACGGAUUUUGGCUUAAGCUGUUUUACUGCCAAUAAACAAUCGACUACUCUAUGUGGGACACAUCAAUACAUGGCUCCUGAACUAAUGGACGGAACAACAAAUGCAUAUAACGCGUAUGCUGUUGAUGUGUGGGCAGUUGGGGUCAUAUUGUUUUGUUUGAGAACAUCAGAGUAUCCGUUCCCUAACAGCAGAAAGAGUGCGUUGCGUCAUAUGAUUAGACGAAAAUUUGUUUGUAAAUUUGAUUUGAAUGAACUGUCAGAAGAUAUCAAAUUGUUUUUUAAUGACAUUUUCACACCCGACCCUAUCUAUCGACCAACCAUCGAACAAUUGGCCAAACAUUCAUGGAUUAGUAAUGAGCCGCAACCCAUUCAUAUAUAUGGUAUCAGUCAACCGGGUGUUCAACAGACAGUGCCAUUACAACAACAACAACCGCAACAGCUUCUACCCCCACCACAACAACUAUCAGUUCAAUCAACUGGUGGUGGCGGACAGUUACCGGUGUCGCCUAAGAGUACUGGCCAGACAAUUGUUUUUGUACCACAAAAACAACAACAAUCACCUGUUAGUGGAGGACAACAAAAACAGUUACCCCCUGUUGUUGGCCAACCAAAAUCACCGUCGGUUAAACAUUAG
Messenger RNA from Oppia nitens, 1121 nucleotides. RefSeq lists its product as uncharacterized. Gene Ontology annotation, molecular function: protein serine/threonine kinase activity; ATP binding. The coding region runs from base 21 to 1121 and encodes 366 amino acids. The transcript has a single exon. Gene Ontology annotation, cellular component: cytoplasm. Gene Ontology annotation, biological process: peptidyl-serine phosphorylation; autophagy. NCBI's taxonomy places the organism in Eukaryota, Metazoa, Arthropoda, Arachnida, Sarcoptiformes, Oppiidae. The record is from RefSeq and is a predicted model, not a curated record.